CAGAAUUCUAACCUAUGAUAUUCUUGAAAUCAGAAGAUUUAUUUAUUUUUCUAUUGAGACAGUAUAGUGCAGUAUGGUGUGUAGCGGUUGCAAUGGCGAUUUGGGGAGCCACAAAACUUAGUUUACAAACUUGGAAGAGGUUUCAGGAAAACCCGACAGUGGUGUCAAUGGAAAGGAACUACAAGGAAUGGAAUACCUCGUUCCCAUCAGUCGCAGUCUGCCCUCACUCAAAAUACACAGAGGAAACCUUGCAAAAUACCGUUAAUAAUGCCAUGUUUUCUUACGUAAAAGACAAGAAAGGCUUCAAACAGUUCCUGAUUGAAUUGAGCAACGUUACAUAUGGACACUUUGAUGAACUGUCAUUCGAUUUCAAAGAACUAAAUCCACGCCAUUAUCUUAAGGCGGUUAUUCUAUCCAAGUAUCCGUUUGUCUACAGGGUCAGCAACAGUAACCCCGAGCAUUAUAAUGUUCUAGACCUCAAUAAUUUCGUCUCUGAGCUUGGCAUUUGCUACUCCUACAAUUCCGACUCAACAUAUUAUAAUGAUCCCAGUUAUUGGGACACUAACAGCUGGUACAAUCUUGGACAUUUUCCGGUUUUCCAAAGUAGCCCAUUAGAUGGGGAUAUAUUUGCACAAUUAAGGAACAUGAAUUCUGGAUAUCAGAUGUUUAUUUAUGGUCCAUCAGAGUUCCCUGACAUAGCCUUGACGAAGCUAGAAUCAUAUAACAAAUCAUACAAGACGCUGGACCUUACGGCUUUGAGUAUUGUCAGUUCGGAAGCAGCAGAGAAACUCAAGAUUCAGCAGAGGAAGUGCAGACUACAACAUGAAUCUAAUCUUCUCACUAGUCCCGUUUACAGUUACAAUCUUUGCAGGAUGGAGUGCCGCAUAAGGGAAUGUUUCAAACUUUGCAACUGUAUGCCCUAUUUUUAUCGACCAGUUGGACAAUAUCCAAUUUGUGGUUUCAAUGGCAUGCAAUGCUUACAGAAACAUACAGAACGUUUAACUAAACUUUUAGAUCCUGCAACCGGGAAAAAAUUGCGCUGCCCUUGCCUUCCUCUUUGCCACGACGUCAAUUACUUCAUUGACACUGAUAAUACUAUGACAUGGUCAUUAGGUACAAAUUUAAAACUUGGUCUCAUCAAAUACCCACGCUUCAGAUUGAAAAGAGAAGUUUUGUUCGGACAGACAGAUCUUCUAGUAUCUAUUGGAGGAUCGGCAGGUUUAUUCCUGGGAUGCAGCCUCUUGAGUUUUGCUGAAAUUUUGUAUUUUUUCACAAUCAGGAAUUUACUAUUUUGGCGAAGAGGAAUGAAGCUAGGAACGAAUUGACUAACUAUUAUUCUUUUUUUCAACAUAAUUAUAUAUAUUAAUUUAUUUUACAAUAUAUCUCAGAAAUACAAAAAUAUGCUAUUGUGGAUUGUUGAAGAGCUUGUUUCUCUAUUAAUAAAUACAUAAAUUAUGGAUUUAAUAUUCUUAUAAUUAUUUAGUUUAGUAAGAAGUUGAGACAUCCAUUCUCCCUAUUUUGCAUGAUACAAGUUGUUAUAAAAUAUAGCGAAUCAUUAU
Molecule: messenger RNA, 1559 nt
Organism: Nezara viridula (southern green stink bug)
Lineage: Eukaryota; Metazoa; Arthropoda; Insecta; Hemiptera; Pentatomidae
Source: the annotation of a GenBank genome assembly